Messenger RNA from Limanda limanda (common dab), 1086 nucleotides. RefSeq names its product nerve growth factor receptor a (TNFR superfamily, member 16) (gene ngfra). The record is from RefSeq and is a predicted model, not a curated record. The transcript is spliced from 6 exons. The coding region runs from base 1 to 1086 and encodes 361 amino acids. Gene Ontology annotation, cellular component: plasma membrane; cell surface. Lineage: Eukaryota; Metazoa; Chordata; Actinopteri; Pleuronectiformes; Pleuronectidae. Gene Ontology annotation, molecular function: nerve growth factor binding; coreceptor activity; death receptor activity. Gene Ontology annotation, biological process: Rho protein signal transduction.
AUGACUACUACCUUCCCGCUGGUGAUUUGGUGCGCUCUGGUGGCGUCAGUGGCGUCGGCCAAGACGGAGCGGGCGGUGCAGCGGCUCCCCUGUGACUCCGGCCAGUUCACAAGGGCCGGGGAGUGCUGCCUGGAGUGUCCACCUGGAGAGGGCGUGGCCAGGAGAUGUGGAGCCACUCAGACCCUGUGCGCCCAGUGUUUGGACAGUGAGACCUUCUCAGGAAACUACAGCCACACGGAGCAGUGCAGCCCGUGCACGGAAUGCACCGGUCUGAUGCGGCUGGAGACGCCCUGCACCGACUCCAACGACGCCAUCUGCGUCUGCAACUACAACUUCUUCUUCAACACCAUAUCUGGACGCUGCGAGUCGUGCACGGUGUGCCCGAUGGGACAAGGCGUGUACAGGAGGUGCGAGCACGAUCACGACACGGUGUGCGAGGAGUGCAUCGACGAAACCUUCUCGGACCGGGAGAGCUCCCUGGAACCCUGCCUGCCCUGCACCAUCUGUGAGGAGGAAACUGAGACCCAGCUGGCUGAGUGCACGCCCACCAGUGACUCGGUCUGUCACGAUCCUAACGAACCCACAUAUGAGCCUCCCACCUCCGACAUGGGACCGUCUCUGCCGUCAUACACCAACUACUUCCCCCCAGAUGGCUCGGACAGCCCGUUGCCCGGCGGAGAGACGACCACGUCAAGUGCCGGCUCUCCUCGCUUCCUUGGCCACGGCCUCAACGAAAACCUCAUCCCUAUCUACUGCUCCAUCCUGGCCGCGGUGGUGGUCGGCCUGGUGGCGUACAUUGUUUUUAAGAGGUGGAAUAGCUGCAAGCAGAACAAGCAAGCAGCGAAUAACCGAGCGGCCACGAGCAACCAGAUGGUGACGCCGGAGGGAGAGAAGCUGCACAGCGACAGCGGCAUCUCGGUGGACAGUCAGAGUCUGCAGGAGCAGCAGCAGCAGCAGCAGCAGCAGCAGCAGCAACAGGCCCAGGCUGAAGUCCAGACUCAGCCCUCACUCUCACACACACAGGAACAGAUAGUGGUGAGGGUGGACGGUGGCCCCCAGCCCGACUCACCUCCCCUGGAAGUCUGA